Messenger RNA from Macroventuria anomochaeta, 1650 nucleotides. RefSeq lists its product as uncharacterized. The coding region runs from base 1 to 1650 and encodes 549 amino acids. NCBI's taxonomy places the organism in Eukaryota, Fungi, Ascomycota, Dothideomycetes, Pleosporales, Didymellaceae. Gene Ontology annotation, biological process: intracellular transport. The record is from RefSeq and is a predicted model, not a curated record. Gene Ontology annotation, cellular component: nuclear pore; cytoplasm. Gene Ontology annotation, molecular function: GTPase activator activity. The transcript has 3 exons.
AUGAGCUCGUCGGAGCAACAAGAGACGGUGCCAGGAGUCGCCAAAGCUGCCGUCUCACCAGCACGCAGCGAUAAGAGUAGUGAUAGCGAGGGCAGACCAGUCCGGGAGAAGUUCCAGAAGACAAGCAUCGAUGCCACGGCAAAUCCGAUUUCGGUUCUGAGGCAGACCACAACCGACAACGCGAAUGGCAGCUUGGAAUCAGGAAGCCGCAGCGCGUCAGGGUCAGACAGCGAGCGUGGACGGUUACGGAGGAAGCGCAGUCGAGAAGACAUUGACGAUGACAACGAGGGGGACAAGCAACCGGACAAGAAGCAGGAGAGGUUGGAGAAGACUUCAGACAAGCCUGAGAGGCAUUCGCGCAAACGAUCGAGGGACAUUACGAAGGACCUUGAAGGUGGAGCUCUCGCCAAACCUACGACUACCUCCGUGUCGAGGAUCGAAGAGACAGACGCUGAGAUGACGUCUCCAAGCAAGAACAUAACAAAGCUUACAGAUACAAAGGCACGCACGGGCACAAGUCCGAAGAACAAGCGCCCGCGCGAUGAGGCUGAAGGCUCCGAGGCCGUGGAGGAAAGCACAAAAGACGCGCCUGUGAAUGGCCAAGCAACAACAAAGGCAGGAGACGAGCGCGAGUCAAAACGGGCACGGGACAAAGAAGAGACUAAGCCUGUGACGUCUAUACCAGCUGGCAGCGGUUUCGCAAACACAUCUGCAGCAUCACCCUUCGCCGCCAUGUCUGCAAAACCUGCACUACCCAAGCCUUCGGACAAGACAGAAGCUCUGCCUCAGACUUCAGACGAUAAAUUCAAAGCCUCUGGAUUUGGCAGCUUGGCGAACUCGAGCGCGUCGCCUUUUGGAAGCUUUGGUGCUACUGCUAAGUCAGGUUCGCCAUUUGGCGGCGCCCCUAAGCUAAGCUCUUUUGCUUCCCCUGCAGCGACAUCUUCGACAACGGCAGCAUCCUCUGGAAGUGGAUUUGGAUCGCUGGGCGGUGCCAAAUCGGGCUUUGGCAGUGGAAGCGGGUUUGGUGGCGCAUCAAGCAGCCCCUUUGGCGGCUCUUUUGCUUCGAAGCCACUCGGCACCAGCUCGUUCGCAACACCUGGCGCACCAGGCAUCACUGGACUCAGUUCCAAGCCUGAGCGAGCAUUCGGUGCCCCUGGCGAUAAGGAGGACGACGACGGAUCUGACCAAGAGGACGAUAGUGAAGACAGGCCUGAAAAGGAGACAGACGACGACCGACGGUCAAGCCAACUGCUGUCUGGCGCAGCUCCCACAGAAACGGGCGAAGAACACGAAGAUUCGGCAUGGGUUGGUCGUGCAAAGCUCUACACAAUGGAUGGCGAAGGCAAAGACCGAGGGUGGAAAGAACGCGGUGUUGGUAACAUCAAGCUCAACGUUACUAAAGACGAACCAAAGAAGGCACGCUUCGUCCUGCGCGCAGACGGCACACACCGCUUGAUUCUCAACGCCGCUGUUACAGAGACAAUGGUCUUCGGCGCAGACUCCGAAGGCGCAAAGCCCAAGGAUGGGCGAUUGCUAUUUAAUUCGCCGAAUGCAGAGGGGAACUUGGAAAUGCAUCUUCUCAAGCUGAAGUCCGAACGCGCCGUCGAGCUCUGGGAGCGCGUCGCUCAGGUCCAAAAAGACGAAUUGUAG